Drosophila santomea is the source of this 4926-nucleotide messenger RNA. RefSeq lists its product as uncharacterized. The record is from RefSeq and is a predicted model, not a curated record. The transcript is spliced from 9 exons. Bases 282 to 4295 code for a protein of 1337 amino acids. NCBI's taxonomy places the organism in Eukaryota, Metazoa, Arthropoda, Insecta, Diptera, Drosophilidae. Gene Ontology annotation, molecular function: RNA binding; 5'-3' RNA helicase activity. Gene Ontology annotation, cellular component: cytosol; P granule. Gene Ontology annotation, biological process: regulatory ncRNA-mediated post-transcriptional gene silencing.
CGCUCGCUUCAUUCGUCAACUGAACGUCUCGCCGUGCACUUCGAUCGUUAGCUGAAUGGUAUUUCUAUAUAGUACAUAUAUAGUUCAUAUAUCAACGUCUGUGUGUGUGUCUGCAUCUGUGCUUUGUGUUCGCAUUGAAUAACUAACUUUUAAUGACGAUUGUUCGUGUUCGUUAGAAAACCAGAAACUAAUUUAGCGCCCAACAUUUAUCGAUCCCUUACCCUUUGUGUGUGAGUGAGUGCAUUACAAUAAAAUAAUAAUAAAUAACAUCUCUAGUCAAAAUGACUAAAAAUAAAAAUCAAAAAAAGAAGGCAUUCGCUGCAAAAAACACCAACAACAACAGUAAUAAUAAUAAUAAUAAUAAUGGUACCGCUACCCCGCCGGACUUCCCAACUCCGCCGCCGACGCCGCCGGCCAACGGCGGUAUCAAGGCACCCGGCACCUACGCCAAUGGAAUGCCUCGCAAACCGCCGGUUCCGUGGGAGCGCGAGUUCGUGGGAUCGUUUCUGCUGGAGAUGGCCACGCGCCAGGUGAUCAGUGCCCAGACGGAGUGGUACGUGGACAAGGCCAAGAUGCGACAGAUGUUUGAGGAGCACUUGCGCGCCCUGCCCAACGCCAGUGAGAUCCGCCAGAAGCUCUCCAUCCAGGGACCUUCGAAUAUUGGUGCUCUGCUGCACAGGACGAACUUUCUAAUCAACACGCCGCGUGGAAACUCCAACUAUCGCAUCAAGAACUUCUCCUUGAUGCACUUUCGCAAGGAUAAGUUCGAUUUGCUGGAUGAGGAGCACCGACGUCGGGAUGCCGCCUCCACGGCCAAUGCGCCCGGAGGAGCUCCUGUUGAGGGCAACAAACCACUCACCGCAGAAUACAAACUUGAUACGAAUGCAACGGCUACGCUGCUGAAAUAUCAAAAGACGCUGCUGCUGUCGCCGCAGAAGGAUUUCGAGCUCAAUUCCCUGGGUUGCUAUAUCUGCCAGGAGAACUUCGAGACAAUUGAGAAGUAUGAGGAGCAUGUGGAGUACCAUGGCGACGAUUCUGAUUUUCAGUCUCUCAAAAAGAUGGAGAAAUUUUCUUCGCCCAUUGUGUCCCUCUCUUACCAGAGCUGCGUGGACAGCCACUACUUUGGAUUCACCCUAAAGACCUACCGCAGGGAUCUUAUAGUCGAGAAGUUCAUCAUAGUGCAGUUGCGCGAGUUUUACUACGUGUAUAGUGCACAAAUGCCGCUGCAGGUGCCUGAGAGCGGGGAAUUAGUGUUCUUCGUGGACUCCCACGUCUUCAUGAUCCUUCGGGAGCAGCCCAUCGUUAUCGGGCUCACCAUCCAGGGAAAGAGAUAUGUGGAGCAGCAUCACUUCAUGCGCACGGAGGCACUGCCCAAGGCUAGCUUCAACAUCAACCCAUAUCGGCUGUCUAGCAAGGAGAUCUUUAAGAGCAAGGGUCUUCCACCAGCCAAUCCACCCACUCAGGUGUUGAGCGCUCUGAAGCACGAGGACGCGCAGAUCCGUUUGGCCGAAUAUGAUAAGCACUAUCAUAACUAUUGCGAGCGGGGUAGGGAGAUUACACAGGAAAAUCUUAGCGGUACACUGCGCACAUUGCUCCAGGUGGAGGACUUCGAACGAUUGCAGCAUUAUCUCUCGCUCAAGCAGUCGAAAGUGGAGCUGCACCAGUUCGGGCGGGAGCUUUCGGUUAAGAUGCGACUGGGUACCACCAGUAUGAGCGUGGAGGACAUCCUCUCCCCUGGCGACGAUGUGUUAAUCAUAAACGAGAAAGGCAGCCCGGAAUCGGGUGUACGCCAGAUGUUGGAAAACAACAAUAAGGUGCUCGAAUUGGCACUCAAGGAUUUUGACUCCAUCUUGCAGUGGGCUCGCAGUGUUGACGAGAAGGUCGGAAAGCUGGAGAAGCAGCCACGAGUCUACUUCGCCCGCAUCCUUGGUGUCUCAACGCACCGGGUGAACAUCACUUGUGAACGCCAGUUACCGGACAACACCACCUACACCCUGAUCUUCCGUCCACUGCGAGCAGUGAUGCGUUAUCAGUAUCGAGCCCUCCAGCAGCUGUCGCUCACCAGUCACAGUGAUGUUCAGCGGAUCCUGUUUCCCGGCGAAAUUCCACCUAUGCCGAUGGCCAGUGGAGAACUUAAGCUAAAUAACAAUUCUAUAUCCAGCAAUCCGGAGCAGAUGCAAGCGGUUCGACAGAUAGCGCUGAGCCAAAGACUUCCAGCUCCCUACAUCGUGUUUGGACCACCGGGAACGGGCAAAACAUCGACCAUCGUCGAGGCCAUCUACCAAUUGUAUGUGAAUCGACCCGAAACGCACAUUCUAGUGCUGGCAGGUUCAAAUACGGCCUGUGACGAGGUGGCACUUCGACUUUUACGGGCUAUCGCCAAAGCACCGAAGAGUCAGCCACGACCGCUAACCCGUAUCUUUUCUGCCAGCUGCGAUCGGCGCAUCGACAAUAUUGACGAUUUGCUUCUGGAGUACUCCAACAUGUACGCUGUGCACUUUUAUCCGGCCGUGCAAGCGGUGCACCAGUAUCGGAUCGUGAUUUGCACACUCAGCUUGGCUGGAAAGCUGUCUACCGGAGGCUUCGGUACAAACAAUGUGUACUCGCAUGUUUUUGUGGAUGAGGCAGCCGCUUCCACGGAGGCGGAAGUUCUGAUGGGCAUCACGUGCACCUUAUCGCCCAUGUCGAAUUUGAUACUGUCCGGGGACCACAAGCAGCUGGGACCAGUGCUCCAAUCGCAGAGGGCGAACGAAUGGGGUCUUGGACUGACUCUUUUCGAGCGACUGCUGCAGAGGAAGUGCUACCAAGUGGACGAGGACGGGAGCUAUAACACGGCUGUGCAGACGCGUCUCAUCCGCAACUUUCGUUCUCACCCGGAGAUAGUAUCGCUGUACAACAAUCUCUACUACGACGGAAAACUUCGGGCUCAUGCAGCGAUGGGAACUGUUUGCCGCUUCCAAAACUGGUUUUACCUGCCCAAUCCGCACUUCCCUAUCAUGUUCCAUUCCGUUUUUGGCACUACGACGAACACGAACAGCUCUUUGAGCCUGUGCAAUAAUAAGGAGAUCGACGUUGUCAUGGAUUACGUGAAAGAUCUCAUGUACUUCGGUCUCAAUGGCGAGAAGUUAUUACAGACGGAUAUUGGUAUCAUAUCGCCGUACAAGAACCAGUACCAACGCAUCCAGGAGCAGUUAAACAUGCGGAACUGGUCGCAAAUAGAUUGCGGAUCUGUUGAGCUAUUCCAGGGCAAGGAGAAGCCUGUGGUCAUCGUGUCCUUUGUACGCUCCUUUACCCCCAAACUUGGAUUUUUGAACAAUGAACGGCGUUUGAACGUUCUGCUUUCGCGUCCGAUAUCACUGCUUAUUCUCAUCGGAAAUCCACGUACGCUAAGCCAAAACAGUGACUUCCGCCAUAUUAUCGAGAUGUGUCGUGAUCGGAAAACCUUGGUUGGGGUGCAAUACCUUAGCGAAGAUUCUAUUCCGACUAAAACUAACGGAGGAGCAGCUGUGGAUUUGCCUGCAUCAGGGCUAGGACAAUCCCUCAAGCGAAAGUGCCACGGAAAGAAUCCAGCCCAGGCCGUAAAGCUGUUCUACUCCAAGAAUGAGCUGCUCAAGUUGGGAAUUGAGUGUAAGCCGAAAAAAUCUGAGCUGGAGGCAUUGUUCGACGAGUUGCCGAAGGUUCCAAGCAGUGUGGACAUUGAUUUGGACGCAGUUCGUUCGCUAGAGGACCAAUUCAAAGAUUUUAAAUUGGAAAACAAACGGGAGGCCGCAGGACCAUCGAUCCCAGUUACUCCUGCUCCACGAGCAGCUGCGCCAUCAGUAAAACCAACAGCAGGAUUAUUGAAUCCGGAUACGCCCACUUUGCGCCCAUCUGCUUCAUCGAGACCACCAAUACCAAAAUCAACUGCAUCAACACCGACUCCGGUGCCAACAUCACGCUAUGCACCGCCGCCAAUCCCUUCAUUGAACACACGCCCGAUUCGCAAUUUAGGAGACCCCCUUUUCAAACGCGAGGAGCGCCAUAUUAACGGAGUGCCUUGGGGCAUUGAAGCGCUGUCUUCGGUACCUAAGACAACCAGGUCUUCGGUUUACAGCCACAUUCCCAGUGGCAAUCUUCGAUUCGAGAACGUGCGUCCCGCGUCCGAAGAGUAUCGUCGUCACGCGGCUUUCACUGAGCAACGCCGUGCUCCGCCAUUUCGCGAGCCACACGGAAACUGGCACGAUUUCGGUUGGGUACCACCACAGCCCGCUCCAGAGCCGCCAAAAAAGGAGAAGAAAUCCUGUAUCAUUUCAUAAUUGUAGCUUCUUUCGGAGCUCAUCACAAUCUAUAGGGGCGGUGCGGUUGCUUGGCCUAACAAGUGAUCUCGCUGUCCUCUUUUUGACUUUGCUAUUGGCAUUUGUGCGAUCUGCGAUCAUCCAUGCGCCAAGUAGCAAAAAAAACCUACCAAAUAGACUCGCACCUGAUGCGCGUCCAUCCGAAGAACCGGCCAAAAGAAUGGUUGACCUCAGCUGCUGAGGUGGCCUCAAUGUUUUGGUCUUCCUUCUUCGGUGGGUCGCAUCAAUUGCGAGUGUAAUUGAUUCGAGCAUAGACAUGGAGCGCUCAAAGUGAACACUUUGGUUGCAUAAGCCCGACGCUUUCGAGUUAUAUUACGGAUUAUAUAAUUAUAUAAUCGUAAUGUAAGCCGCAAGCCUUGUGUGCACUUCUGACUCUAGGUUUGACUUUGAGUGUUAUAAUCAAAAUAGUAUUUACUGAUUAGGGGGACCAGGGUAAACCCAUCCAUAUUUCCCCCACAAAAAUAAACAUGUAAUCCGCCCAGCAUAUUUGUUUUCUGUAACUAUUCCAUAUUGAAGUAAGAAUAUAUGUAUGAGCCCUACGGACUAAAAAAUAUCUUAAUAAUAAAUUCAUAAUUAUCUGAUUAAAAGAAAA